CUGGCCGCAUCUGGCAUCACUCGAUCACCAACCAUGCUCCGCUUCAGCCUAGUGUUGCUUUUGGCGUUGGCCACCUGCGUUUUGUCCGGCAGGAUUGUCCGGGACGCCAUGCCUGAGGCCGAAGCCGCCGCUGAGGCCAAAGCCGCCCCCGACGCUUCCCCCCAGUCCACAGAAAAACCAGCCCCUGAGAAGAAGGACGCCAAGCAGCCGGCGGCGCAGUACACCAGCAAAUUCGACAACAUCAACGUGGACCAAAUUUUGAAGAGCGAGAGGCUGCUCAACAACUACCACAAGUGCCUGCUGGACCGCGGACCAUGCACCCCUGACGCUGCCGAGCUCAAGAGACUGCUUCCUGACGCCCUGGAGACAGGGUGUACCAAGUGCACCGAGAAGCAGAGAACGGGAUCGGAAAAGGUCAUCACUUACAUCAUCAAGAACAAGCCGGAGCAGUGGGAAGAGCUGCUGGACAAAUUCGACAAAGAGAGGAAGUUCAGGGAGCGAUACCAGAAGCUGGCCGAGGAAAAGGGAUUCAAGGUGUAAAAAUGAAUGGUGAGGUUUUUGCCUCUGCUUGGAAACUGUACGAUAGAAAUUCUGAAAGCACCCACCAUUUUUUUAAAAGUUUGUCUCUCUAACUAACAUGAAGUGAAAUACUGUACAUGUUCCUAAAACGCAUUUGCACUUAUUUUGAGUCUCAGCACGGCAGAUUUUUAUGUAAAAUUUUAAUUUCUUCAACAAGCUGUACUUAAUUAAUUGUAAAAUAUAAACUAAAAAAAGAAUCAAAAUGCUUAAUUGUAUAAUUAAUUGUGUGCUUUUUAUUUACGUGCCUAGUCGAAGUUUGUGUAAAAAUGUAGAACUCAAAUUCACUCCCUUUUCGGCCAAAGAAAAUUGAAGUCAUUUGAAACUGCGAUAAUGGAAUUACACUUGUUGAUAAAUUAACCGGUCUGAUGCACUCUCUCGCACACACAAUACGUGGCCACGCAUAUAUCAACUGUUCGUCAUCGCGCGUUAUAAAAUCGUCCGUCGUUUCGCACUUUCUCUCCCGUGUACAACCACUGUGAUGUAAACUCGAAUUUAAAGCAAGGAAAGGAUAGAAUAAAUGCAUUUUGUGCACAACCUUUUUUGUAUUUUCCAGAACACACCUUUGUCCACUUUUAUUAGUAUCAUUCAUUAUUUUCUUGGUCAAUGCGUUGCACGUGCAAUCUUCAAUUAAACAUAAAAAUAUCUUGGAGAAAAAGACAUUAUUUUUCCAAAAAAAUUAAAUAAAUAAAAAACAAUAAUGAAAGUUUCUUAUGAAGUUGUAAAGCAGUAA
Molecule: messenger RNA, 1309 nt
Organism: Neocloeon triangulifer
Lineage: Eukaryota; Metazoa; Arthropoda; Insecta; Ephemeroptera; Baetidae
Product: ejaculatory bulb-specific protein 3-like
Exons: 2
Coding region: 34-540 (168 amino acids)
Source: RefSeq, a predicted model, not a curated record